GGCCGGGGCCUGCGCCGGGCCUGGCGCGAGGGGCGCGGCCCCGGCGGCACAGACAGCGCGGCUGCGGACCGGGACGCACCAUGUGCGGCAUCUUUGCUUACCUGAACUACCAUGUGCCCCGGACCAGGAGGGAGAUCCUGGAGACGCUCAUCAAGGGGCUGCAGCGCCUCGAGUACCGGGGCUACGACUCUGCAGGUGUGGGACUGGAUGGAGGAAAUGACAAAGACUGGGAGGCCAAUGCUGGCAAAAUCCACAUUAUCAAGCAGACGGGGAAGGUGAAGGCUCUGGAUGAAGAGGUUCACAAGCAGCAGGACAUGGACCUGGACAUCGAGUUUGACGUGCACCUGGGCAUCGCCCACACGCGCUGGGCCACGCACGGGGAGCCCAAACCGGUGAACAGCCACCCGCAGCGCUCCGACAGGAACAACGAGUUCAUUGUCAUCCACAACGGCAUCAUCACCAACUACAAGGACCUGCAGAAGUUCCUGGAGAGCAAGGGCUACGAGUUCGAGUCGGAGACGGACACGGAGAGCAUCGUCAAGCUGGUCAAGUACAUGUACGACAACCGCGACAGCGACGACAUCAGCUUCUCCACGCUGGUGGAGAGGGUCAUCCAGCAGCUGGAAGGGGCUUUUGCCCUUGUGUUCAAGAGUGUUCAUUACCCUGGGCAGGCAGUUGGUACCAGGAGAGGCAGCCCCCUGCUCAUCGGCGUGCGCAGCGAGCACAAGCUGUCCACAGACCACAUCCCCAUCCUCUACAGGACAGGGAAGGACAAGAAGGGGAGCUGCAACCUGUCCCGAGUGGACAGCACCACCUGCCUCUUCCCCGUGGAGGAGAAAGCUGUGGAGUAUUACUUUGCUUCUGAUGCCAGCGCUGUCAUCGAGCACACCAACCGCGUCAUCUUCCUGGAGGACGACGACGUGGCGGCCGUGGUGGACGGCCGUCUGUCCAUCCACCGCGUCAAGCGCACGGCCGGCGACCACCCGGGCCGGGCCGUGCAGACCCUGCAGAUGGAGCUGCAGCAGAUCAUGAAGGGUAACUUCAGCUCGUUCAUGCAGAAAGAAAUAUUUGAGCAGCCAGAAUCUGUUGUUAAUACCAUGAGAGGAAGGGUCAACUUUGAUGACUACACAGUGAACCUGGGCGGGCUCAAGGAUCACAUCAAGGAGAUCCAGAGGUGUCGGCGCCUGAUCCUCAUCGCCUGUGGCACCAGCUACCACGCAGGAGUGGCAACCCGGCAGGUGCUGGAGGAGCUGACGGAGCUGCCCGUCAUGGUGGAGCUGGCCAGCGACUUCCUGGACAGGAACACGCCCGUGUUCAGGGACGACGUCUGCUUCUUCCUCAGCCAGUCAGGGGAGACUGCGGACACGCUGAUGUGCCUGAGGUACUGCAAGGAGAGGGGAGCCCUGACCGUGGGCAUCACCAACACCGUGGGCAGCUCCAUCUCCCGCGAGACCGACUGCGGGGUGCACAUCAACGCGGGCCCCGAGAUCGGCGUGGCCAGCACCAAGGCCUACACCAGCCAGUUCGUGUCCCUGGUGAUGUUUGCCCUGAUGAUGUGUGACGACAGGAUCUCCAUGCAGGAGCGGCGCAAGGAGAUCAUGAGGGGGCUCAAGGGGCUGCCAGACCUGAUCAAGGAGGUGCUGAGCAUGGAUGAUGAGAUCCAGAAGCUGGCCACGGAGCUGUACCACCAGAAGUCUGUGCUCAUCAUGGGACGGGGCUACCACUAUGCCACGUGUCUGGAGGGAGCCUUGAAUCCACAAGUGUAA
This is a messenger RNA of Zonotrichia leucophrys gambelii, 1766 nucleotides long. It is a transcript of the gene GFPT1, whose product is annotated as glutamine--fructose-6-phosphate transaminase 1. Bases 81 to 1766 code for a protein of 561 amino acids. The record is from RefSeq and is a predicted model, not a curated record. The transcript is spliced from 17 exons. Gene Ontology annotation, molecular function: L-glutamine:D-fructose-6-phosphate transaminase (isomerizing) activity; carbohydrate derivative binding. Lineage: Eukaryota; Metazoa; Chordata; Aves; Passeriformes; Passerellidae. Gene Ontology annotation, biological process: fructose 6-phosphate metabolic process; protein N-linked glycosylation; UDP-N-acetylglucosamine metabolic process.